This is a messenger RNA of Caenorhabditis bovis, 1500 nucleotides long. The record is from the annotation of a GenBank genome assembly. NCBI's taxonomy places the organism in Eukaryota, Metazoa, Nematoda, Chromadorea, Rhabditida, Rhabditidae.
AUGCCCAAUGGUUCUAUAUUCUUCAAACCCUAUGUACGCGGACCAAACGAUAUUGCGGAGAUAAGACUAACACCAAAGGACGUUCCCGAUUCCAAAUAUGCAAAAGACUUUAGUUGUUGGGCAACUGUGAAAGAAAGAAUUGUAACGGGUCUCAAAAUAGUCCGGCAAAUCGACAAUAGGAAUUUUCAUGACAAACAGAUUGAAUUAAAAAAUGAGGUCACAGAACAUGAAUUUUCUAGGCAGUUUUCUGGAAAAGAAGUUGGAAGGCUAUUCUAUAGAACAAUUACUAGACCGAAUUUCACGGAGCCUCCAAUAUGCUUAGUUUGUAAACGAGACAACGAGAAUUGUGGAGAUUGCGGACCGCUCUAUUGGAUACCAGAGCUUCCCGCGUUUUUUGCGAUGCACCACAUCUGUGCUUUGACGCUUAUUCAUGGCGAUUUGUCAUUUUGCAAAAGGAAUAAGAAGCCGAAAAUACAAUUUGACGAUCCAUUCACCCACUAUUUUCAACAAACGAGUUUGCAAGAAUUUUCAAGACUUCUUCGAGUGGCGUCCAGGGUGAGAUGUUCGGCAAAAAUAUGCCGAGCGCGCGCAAGAAUUGGCGCUCACACACGCUGCCAGAAUAAAUGUAUAAUGUUCGAUUCGCUGAAAAAAACGCAAUGCAAGCGCCAUUUUCAUUAUCCAUGCUUCUUGGAAAGCGGCGGUUUCUAUUUUUUCGACGACGGACAGUAUUGGGGCACUUGCCAUUUGUAUCGAGAUCAAGUUGUUCGGCCGAAGCUUGUCGAAUGUCUGAAUGACAUGAUUCCCUCAAGCAGUUUUUAUUCGAAAAUUCCGCAAAAUGUUAGCCUUGAUGGUAUGAGGAAGUAUAUGAAAUCUCAAAAAUGUUUCUAUUGCUCGAAGGAAGUCAAUGGAUACUUGAUACCACAAAAGGUUAUCACCGUGUUUUGCGAAUGCGGAAUAUGGUCCUAUCAUUUCGAUUGUGUUCGGAGGGAAAUUUUCACACAAAUGGGCAAUUUCAAAUGCCCCCGUUGUGGAAUCGACGAGCAAAUGGACCAACAAUGUGCCACCCAGGGACUAAUUCCGAUAAAAUUCAAGUGCGAAAUUGAUGAGAAUUCGGCGAAUCGAUGCCGAAAUGGCUGUAUUUGUCCUCUGGGUGCCGAGCGAUUCGCGCUCGCCGUCGAGCACGCGCCGUUAUUUGAAAAACUCGAGUGUCGCGGAAAAAUUGAAUGCAAUCAGAUCUCGCAUCGCAUUUGUGCGGGAAUUUUCUAUGGAUUACAACCCUAUCUCAGCAAGAAGUUUUCGGCGAUUCCAUGGUAUUGCCGAAAGUGCGAAGUUGAAUACGGGCAAUCAGUGAUUUAUCGAAGUAUUCCAAAUGACCCAUUAUCGAAGGAAAUUAAUGCCCUAAUAAGGAAAUUUAAGCUCACAAAUUUUGUGGAACUUCUGGAUCGUCCAACGAUUGAACUACAAAACGAGGCGGCCGUCGUAUAUUUGAGAGGUUGGUAA